This is a messenger RNA of Coniophora puteana RWD-64-598 SS2, 1396 nucleotides long. RefSeq lists its product as uncharacterized. Bases 32 to 1396 code for a protein of 454 amino acids. The transcript is spliced from 4 exons. Gene Ontology annotation, molecular function: protein binding. The record is from RefSeq and is a predicted model, not a curated record. NCBI's taxonomy places the organism in Eukaryota, Fungi, Basidiomycota, Agaricomycetes, Boletales, Coniophoraceae.
GAGGUUUACGACCAUCUAUAGGCGAAGUUAGAUGCUGGAUACACUCCCGACAGAGGUGCUGUACAAAGUCCUCAGCCAUCUCGAGGUAGUUGACCUUGUUCAUCUAGAGCGUCUGGCCGCCAACGUCUCAAACGCAACUAUCCCGGAAAUCGCUUGGUUUUUGCCAGGUCACCUUGGUGUCUGGCCAGACCCAUGCCUGCUUUUUGGCAGAUGGAUAUUGGCGAGGACCGAGACCGGUGUCAUCUGUUUCGACGUCGACGCCAGGAUUCCGUACGAGUGUUGGCUGCUGGAGGUCUCCCCAGGGUUCACUUUCGAACACUUGCAUUGUGCCUCGCACACUUGCGCUGAGGGUCAGUAUGCAUAUGCACUCGUCGAGGAAAAAGAGGAUGUUUCGGGCGAUACGACAGUGAAAGUCUUCAAGAUCGAGCUGAAUGAUGACUUUCCACCAAAGCUGAUACCCCUCAUCGACUUGCCAGCACCUCAAUCAAAGCAAUCGAAGCUUUUCAUCGGACCGAAGACCCUGGUCAUCAGCCUGGGAUAUGUCGAUGGGGACGAAUACUUCCAUCCAUACGACGGCAUCUGGGUGAUGGACAUCAUAGCGGAGAAAUUCUACAGAUUGCAGUCCCCGGAACGUAAGGGUGGGUACCCAGAGGGCGCAUUUACUCGCAGUCAGAUUUACGUUGGCCUCACCUAUUUCGUCGUCAUUCUAUACAAACUAUUCGGCUCAACGGAGCUCGUGGAGGCAUUCGAGCUUCCCAUUUUACAGAGUCAAGACACAGCAGAUACUUUCGAGCUCCGUAUUCUCCAACCGUCUCAUAGGUCCCCCGUUCCUCGGGGCUUAUACCUCGCUACCUCGAUCUUUAAAGCCAUUGAUCCACUCAGAGGCUCUGUUUGGUCCGAUGCAUUGACCUUUCCAGCCUGGCUUUGUGACGAAUCCCUCAUUGUCUCGGCUUGCGACGCCAGCAGUCUCCGUCUGGCAGAGGACGUCGACCUCGUCCGUAUUUCCUUCCCUCACUCUCCACCCGGCGGCGAGCCAGCCUCUAUUCACUUCCAACGAGGAUGCUUCUCGGGCAUGCAGAGCAUGCUUCCUGGCGCGCGCUCUUCGUAUUUCUCCGACGACAACACCGCAUUUGACGCCGAAGAGGCCAGGUUCCUUGUGGAGGGAGUAUCCUCCAAGGUUGGCGUUGACGAGACUGAGCUCUUUGGCUUGACCAUAGCCUUCCCGCGAACGGAUGGUAAAGGCUUUCCUCAUUUGAGGAAGAUUACGUGUCCGUCUCAGCCAGUUAUUCUUCAUGACCCCGAAAGUGUCGCCUGUUUUGAUGGCGCUCGGGGGUUGUUGGUCGUCAUUCGGAGGACAAGAGAAGGAUCUGUGCUGCAGAUUAUAGACAUAGCGUAA